UGAGGCCUAACAAUCAUGUUGACUGCAUCACUGCAAAGCUUUAUUUACAAAACCUUUUGUUGACACCAUUCAGUGUCACACCUUAAAGUACAAACUACCUCUCUCCAACAAUAUUCCAUGUUCAACUUUUUUCCCUUGAUGUCUCAUGGUCCUCCAUAUCCAGACUAUUCCUGGGAUUUUACUAAAUUAAACUAACUGCCUCACAACAUUCAAACUGUUGAACAUGAAUACAACUGUUGCAUAAGCACGCUGCACACUAUCAGUCUUCAUAUCCAGUAAUAAAUCAGACCUUUGGAAUGAGACACAUCUCUGUGUUACACGUGAAACAACAGCAUUUCACAGACAAGUUGUGACAGAGCUCCACCCCUCACCUAACACAAAUUUGCAUUUCCUAGGAUGGCUAAGGCAUGUCCCGCCCCACUCUGCCUUACUCUGCCUUUGACUGGCUUACCCUUACCCUAACCUUAACCAAUCACACUCUUCAUGUUAAAACCUAACCAAUCCAACCAAUUAAGGCAAUGAAUAAUAGACAAUCAGAGGAGGAGUAGGGCGGGUCAUGCCUUCACUAUCCUAGGAAACCCGAGACUAACCAGGAAACAGUUUGUUUUUGGUCCUCACUACAGAGAGACGCACAGACUGAAAAGGAUCAGAUUCAGCUUCAGAUCAAACUAACAACUUCCUCUGAGUGAGUUCAGCUACAGGAGAGAAAAGUGGAAAACUACAACCCUGCUGCUUCAACCUGCUGACACUCCACACACUGAAGCUUCACUCAGAGACUAAAUGGCUUCCAGAUCAGAGGAGGAUCUCUGCUGUCCGGUCUGUCAUGAUGUCUUUAGAAAUCCUGUUCUUCUGUCAUGUAGCCACAGCUUCUGUAAAGACUGUCUGCAGAGCUGGUGGACAGAGAAACCAACACAGGUGUGUCCAGUUUGUAAGAAAAGAUCUUUGUAUGAACCACCUUGUAACCUGGUGUUGAAGAACCUGUGUGAGGCCUUCUUACUGGAGAGAGAUCAGAGAGCUUCAGAGGCUCUCUGCAGUCUGCACUCUGAGAAACUCAAACUCUUCUGUCUGGACCAUCAGCAGCCAGUGUGUGUCGUCUGUCUGCAUUCAGAAACACACUCCAACCACAGAAUCAGACCCAUCAAUGAAGCUGCACGACAACCCAGGAAGGAGCUUCAGGAAACUCUGGAGCCCUUAAAGGAGAAGAUAAAGGGUUUAGAACAAGUUAAAGUGAAGUUUGAUCAGACAGCAAAACACAUAAAGCUCCAGGCGCGACGCACAGAGACGCAGAUUAAGGAUCAGUUUAAGAAGCUUCACCAGUUUCUAGAAGAGGAAGAGGUGGUCAGGUUGGCUGCACUGAGGGAGGAAGAGGAGCAGAAGAGUCAGAGGAUGAAGGAGAAGAUGGAGGCUCUGAGCAGAGAGAUAGCAGCUCUUUCAGACACAGUCAGAGCCACAGAGGAGGAGCUGAGAGCUGAAGACGUCUCAUUCCUGAUCAACUACAAGGCUGCAGUGGAAAGAGUCCAGCAGCACCCCCUGCUGGAUGAUCCACCGCUGCUCUCAGGAGCUCUGAUAGACCAGGCCAAACACCUGGGCAACCUGAGCUUCAACAUCUGGAACAAGAUGAAGGACAUUAUCUCCUACACUCCUGUGAUUCUGGACCCAAACACUGCUCAUCCAUAUCUCAUCCUGUCUCAAGAUCUGACCAGUGUGAGACGAGUAAGGAGACAGCAGCUUCCUGAUAAUCCAGAGAGGUUUGAUAGAUACCGCUCUGUCCUGGGCUCUGAGGGCUUUAACUCAGGGACUCACAGCUGGGAUGUCGAGGUUGGAGACAGUACAUUCUGGUCACUGGGUGUGUUAGCAGAGUCUGUCCAGAGGAAGGGAGACAUAGAGUCUGGAUUAUGGAGAAUAUUGUUCUGUGAAGAUGAAUAUGUAGCAUGGUCCCCACCAGAUCCAGACACUGUUCUCGUAGUGCAGAAGAAGGUCCAGAGAAUCAGAGUGACUCUGGACUGGAACAGAGGAGAGCUGUUGUUCUCGGAUCUUGAUACUAACACACACAUACACACCUUCAAACACACUUUCACUGAGAGGAUGUUUCCAUAUAUUGGCACUGAUUAUAAAGUGAAGAUAUCACCAUUAAGGGUAUGUGUGACAGUGGAACAAAGCAGUUACAUGGUUUUCCCUAGGUUUUUAAGAGCCCCUUUAUGCAACUGACGUCAUACACUUCUUAACGUCUUAAUCUGAACCUGUCAUCCUAAUGUCUCAUUAAUACAAAGAUAUGUUUAAUUUUCUUUCACUUACUGAUUUUGUUUAAUUUUUGUUGUUUUCUUUGACAGUCUGCAUAUUCACAUCACAUUCAUUUAUCUGACAUGUUUACAAUACUGUACAACCCAAAAAUUGCAAGAAUCCUGCAUAAAUAUUAUCUUCAUCAAAUAUGCUGAACUGCUUCAAGUGCUGCAUUCAAAGGCAAUAAAAGAUGAAAAAAAGU
Molecule: messenger RNA, 2482 nt
Organism: Sander lucioperca (pikeperch)
Lineage: Eukaryota; Metazoa; Chordata; Actinopteri; Perciformes; Percidae
Product: E3 ubiquitin-protein ligase TRIM39-like
Exons: 3
Coding region: 781-2208 (475 amino acids)
Molecular function (GO): zinc ion binding; protein binding
Source: RefSeq, a predicted model, not a curated record